Messenger RNA from Drosophila kikkawai, 3749 nucleotides. RefSeq names its product structural maintenance of chromosomes 2 (gene SMC2). Gene Ontology annotation, biological process: chromosome organization. Gene Ontology annotation, cellular component: chromosome. The record is from RefSeq and is a predicted model, not a curated record. Gene Ontology annotation, molecular function: ATP binding; ATP hydrolysis activity; protein binding. Lineage: Eukaryota; Metazoa; Arthropoda; Insecta; Diptera; Drosophilidae.
UCAUCUGGCAACACUGUUUGACGCGGACUUUUUGGCAAAGGACGCUACGGAUUGCAAUUUAUUUUUCCGGAAAUGUAUGUGAAGAGGCUCGUGCUCGACGGCUUCAAGUCCUACGGCCGGCGCACGGAAAUCGAGGGCUUCGAUCCGGAGUUCACGGCCAUCACGGGAUUAAACGGCUCGGGAAAAUCAAACAUCUUGGAUAGCAUCUGCUUCGUGCUCGGCAUCAGCAAUCUGCAGAAUGUGCGCGCUUCUGCCUUGCAAGACUUGGUGUACAAGAAUGGGCAGGCGGGCAUCACCAAGGCCACCGUGACCAUUGUUUUCGACAACACCAAUGCCGCCCAGUGUCCGCAGGGCUACGAGAAGUGCCGCGAAAUCUCGGUCACCCGGCAGGUGGCCGUCGGCGGCAAGAACAAGUUCCUGAUCAAUGGCAAACUGGUGCAGAACAAGAAGGUCCAUGACUUCUUUUGCUCCAUUCAGCUGAACGUGAACAAUCCCAACUUUCUCAUCAUGCAGGGCAAGAUCCAGCAAGUGCUUAACAUGAAGCCCAAGGAGGUUCUGUCCAUGGUGGAGGAGGCAGCGGGCACCAGUCAGUAUAAAUCGAAGCGAGACGCCACCAAGACCCUUAUAGAAAAGAAGGAGACCAGGGUGAGGGAGACAAAGGUGCUGCUGGAUGAGGAGGUGCUGCCCAAGCUGGUGAAACUUCGUCAGGAGCGCGCCGCCUAUCAGGAGUACCAGAAGCUCUGCCGCGACAUUGACUUUCUCGUCAGGAUUCACAUCUCGGCCAAAUAUCGCAAGCAAAGCGAGAUCUUGAAGUCUGUGGAAGCCAAUGAGCAGAAAAUCGAGGAGCGCAUUAAAAAGGAUCAGGCCACGCAUGCCAAGAACAUAGAGGAAGUCGAGGAGAUCGACAACACCGUACAGGUCAUGCAGAAGCAGAUUGACGACGAGAUGGGUGGCUCCCUCAACGAGCUGGAGACACAGCUAAAGGCCAAGCGAGCCACAGAGGCCACCGCAUCGGGCAGCUUGAAGGCGGCCCAAGGAACCAUCCAGCAGGAUGAGAAAAAGAUCAAAAUGGCCGCUAAGAAUAUAGAAGAUGAUACGCGGGCGCUAGCCAAAAAGGAGGAGGACAUGGCCAAGGUUCAGGGCGAGUUUGAGAGCCUCAAGGAAGCAGAUGCCACGGACUCCAAGGCCUACGAGGAUGCUCAACGGAAGCUGGAGGCGGUGUCCCAGGGUCUGUCUACCAAUGAAGAUGGCCAGGCUACCACACUGCAGGAUCAGCUCAUAGCGGCCAAGGAGCAGUUCAGCGAGGCGCAGACCACUAUAAAAACCUCGGAGAUGGAGCUACGUCACACGCGCGGCGUGUUGAAGCAGCGCGAAGGUGAGACGCAGACCAACGAUGCAGCAUACACAAAGGACAAGGGCCUUCACGAUCAGUUGGUGGCGGAAAUAAAGAACUUGGAGCGCCAGCUGCAGGGCAUCAACUACGAGAGCGGCCAGUUCGAGCAGCUCCGAGAGCGCAGAAACGAGCUGCACAACCGCAAGCGUGAGCUCAAGCGAGAGUUGGACCGCUCGAAUGCCUCUCGAUAUGACCUGCAGUACCAGGACCCAGAGCCAAAUUUUGAUAGGCGCAAAGUGCGCGGUAUGGUGGGCAAGUUGUUCCAGGUGAACGACAUGCAGAACUCCAUGGCUUUGGUGACAACAGCAGGCGGAAGCUUAUACAGCUAUGUGACGGACGAUGAUGUGACCUGUAAAAAGAUUCUCCAAAGAGGACAGCUGCAGCGACGCGUCACCUUCAUACCCAUCAACAAGAUCCAAUCGGGUUCUCUCCAGAGACAGGUCGUAGAGUAUGCCCAGAACAAGGUGGGCGCUGAGAACGUGCAGUGGGCCAUGUCGCUGGUCAACUAUGACCGUUACUACGAGCCCGUGAUUAAGUACAUCUUUGGGUCAACCCUCAUAUGCAGGGAUCUGGAUAUAGCCAAGGAGAUCAGCUACGAUCCGCGCAUCAUGUGUCGUUCGGUGACCUUGGAGGGUGAUGUGGUGGAUCCCCAUGGCACGGUAUCCGGCGGUGCUCCACCCAAGGGUGCCAACGUUUUGGAGGAGCUGUACUCCAUCAGAAAAGUGGAAAAGGAAUACCGACAGAUCGAUUCUGAGAUAGCGGCCGUGGAACAGCAAAUGGCAUCCAUUGAGAACGUGGCCCACUCGUUCAACAAGAUGAAGGAGAACCUGGAGCUGCGCCAGCACGAGCUUACCAUGUGCCAGAAUAGGUUGGCCCAGACCACCUUCCAGCAGAACCAAGCCGAAAUCGAGGAAAUGCGGGAGAGGGUCAAGACUCUCGAGCAGCAAGCCGUGGAUGCGCGUGAGAAGCAAAAGAGCUCUCAAGCCAAGAUCAAGGACAUCGAGGCCAAGCUGUCAGAUGCCAAAGGCUAUCGGGAACGCGAACUCAAGGCAGCCACCAACGAGGUGAAGGCUUCCAAGCAACGGGCGGAAAAGUCGCGGGCCAACUGGAAAAAGCGCGAGCAGGAAUACGAAACGCUGCAACUGGAGAUCACAGAGCUGAAGAAGACCAUUGAGACGGCCAAGCAGCAGCACCAGGAGAUGAUGGACAACCUGGAGAAGUUCAAGGCCGAGCUGGUUGCCCUAAAGGCGAAUAGUUCCAGUGCCGCCUCCGAGGUAACGGAGCUGGAGCGGGCCAUCAAGGAUCAAAAGGACAAACUUAAUGCCCAGAACAAGGAGAUGCACAACCUUUUGGUCAAGAAGGACAGAAUGCUGAAGCAGAACCAGGAUAUCGAGCUGGAGGUCAAGAAGAAGGAGAACGAAAAGAAAAAGAUCAGCUCGGCAGCUCAGCAUGCCAAGAACCAGAUGGAGGAACUGGAGGUCAAGUAUCCCUGGAUACCCGAGGAGAAGAACUUCUUUGGCAUGACGAAUACCCGCUACGAUUACAAGCGUCAGGAUCCUGUCGAGGCGGGCCACAAGCUGACCAAAUUGAUGGAGAGCAAAUCCAAGAUGGAGCGCAACCUCAACAUGAACGCCAUCAUGGUGCUGGACCGCGAGGAGGAGAACUUUAAGGAGACAGAGCGCCGGCGCACCAUCGUGGCCAUGGACAAGGAGAAGAUCAAGCAGAUUAUUGUCAAAAUGGAUGAAGAGGAGCAGGCCCAGCUGAACCGAGCUGCUGACGAGGUAAACAAGAACUUUAGCGGCAUCUUCAGUUCCCUUCUGCCGGGCGCCGAUGCGAAACUCAAUCCUGUCAUGACCAAGGGCUGUCUCACCGGUCUAGAGAUUAAAGUGGGCUUCAAUGGCAAGUGGAAGGAGAGUUUGGGUGAGCUGUCGGGUGGCCAGAAGUCACUGGUUGCCCUCUCACUGGUUCUGGCCAUGCUCAAGUUCUCGCCGGCUCCUUUGUACAUCCUGGACGAGGUGGACGCCGCGCUGGACAUGUCGCACACGCAGAAUAUCGGCAGCAUGCUGAAGCAGCACUUUACCAGUUCCCAGUUCUUGAUUGUCUCCCUCAAGGAUGGCCUCUUCAACCAUGCCAACGUCCUGUUUCGCACGCUGUUUGAGGAGGGUGUGUCCACCAUUACCAGGCAGGUCAGUCGUCAGGCAGCCACCACCAAUCGGCGUUGAUUAAAAUCUCUUUUGGAUUCCAAGUUCCAUGAAAAAAUGUUCGAUUUUUCAACUAAUACCGUAUUUAUGUUUUGAAUAUUAGUAUUAACACAAAACGUAUAAAUCUGUUCUUAUGUAUAAAAACCUUAAGAAUA